ACAGCUGACAUCAUGGCAUUUGAUGGCACUUGGAAAGUAGACCGGAAUGAGAACUAUGAAAAGUUCAUGGAGAAAAUGGGCAUUAAUGUGGUGAAGAGGAAGCUUGGAGCUCAUGACAACCUGAAACUGACGAUCACACAGGAAGGAAAUAAAUUCACAGUCAAAGAAUCAAGCAACUUCCGAAACAUUGAUGUUGUGUUUGAACUCGGCGUCGACUUUGCCUAUAGUCUAGCAGAUGGAACAGAACUCACUGGGACCUGGACCAUGGAGGGAAAUAAACUUGUUGGAAAAUUCAAACGUGUAGACAAUGGAAAGGAGCUGAUUGCUGUCCGAGAGAUUUCUGGUAACGAACUAAUCCAGACCUACACAUAUGAAGGAGUGGAGGCCAAGCGGAUCUUUAAGAAGGAAUAGGCCAGCUUCUUGGAGCCUGGCGCAAUGCAGAAGGGCUAGCCUGGUGUCGGAUUCCUUUCUCCAUCUCGCUGAUAAUGCAGGCUCACUCAUUGUGUCAUGAGCACUGCUUCCAAGCCUUGUCAGAGCCAAAGAAGUAAAAGUUGAUUAGGACUU
This is a messenger RNA of Rattus norvegicus (Norway rat), 564 nucleotides long. RefSeq names its product fatty acid binding protein 2 (gene Fabp2). Gene Ontology annotation, cellular component: cytoplasm. Gene Ontology annotation, molecular function: long-chain fatty acid binding; fatty acid binding; lipid binding. NCBI's taxonomy places the organism in Eukaryota, Metazoa, Chordata, Mammalia, Rodentia, Muridae. The record is from RefSeq and is marked provisional. Gene Ontology annotation, biological process: intestinal lipid absorption.